AUGGACGCCACUGUCUUCGCCUUCAACGUCUCCAAUCCCCCCAACUUUAUCUCCACCAACCUCCAAAUCACCAUCUCCUCCCGUAACCCCAACGACCGCAUCGGCAUCUACUACGACAAGCUCGACGUCUAUGCCACUUACUGUGGUCAGCAGAUCACCCCACCGACUCCUCUCCCCUCCGCUUACCAGGGUCAUAAGGACGUUAACAGUUGGUGUCCGUUCGUGUGCGGAAACUGGGUGCCGGUGGCGCCGUACCUGGCAGUGACGCUUGCCCAGGACCAGGUCGCGGGGACGGGGCUUCUUAACAUCAAGGUCGACGGGAGGAUGAGGUGGAGGGUGGGUUCUUUCAUCUCGGGCAGUCACCAUCUUCAUGUUAACUGCCCUGCUUACAUCUCGUUUGGCAACACGAAUAGCGGUAUCUCCGUUGGACCCGCCGUUAAAUAUCAGCUGGCGCAGAGCUGCCACGUUGACGUUUGA
Thlaspi arvense is the source of this 477-nucleotide messenger RNA. The record is from the annotation of a GenBank genome assembly. Lineage: Eukaryota; Viridiplantae; Streptophyta; Magnoliopsida; Brassicales; Brassicaceae.